Cryptomeria japonica (Japanese cedar) is the source of this 1660-nucleotide messenger RNA. RefSeq lists its product as uncharacterized. The record is from RefSeq and is a predicted model, not a curated record. Bases 585 to 1241 code for a protein of 218 amino acids. The transcript is spliced from 2 exons. Lineage: Eukaryota; Viridiplantae; Streptophyta; Pinopsida; Cupressales; Cupressaceae. Gene Ontology annotation, molecular function: protein dimerization activity.
UCGGCCAUUAAUUAAUGUAAUUGCAGUGUGCCCUAAAGGGGCAAUGUUUCUGAAAGCUGUGGAUUGUGAGGGACAGGUGAAGGAUGCACAAUUUAUUGCUAACAUCCUUAUACAAUGCAUUCAGGAUGUGGGACCUCAAAAUGUUGUCCAAGUAAUAACGGACAAUGCAAAGAAUUGUAGAGCUGCAGGUAUGUUGAUUGAGACAUUGUUUGAACACAUAUUUUGGACACCUUGUGCUGUCCACUCUCUCAACCUCAUGCUACAAAAGAUAGGCAGGAAAAUAGAUUGGAUCAAACAAAUUUAUGUUGAAGCUGAAGAGAUCCAAAUGUUCAUCACAAACCAUAACAUGUCACAGGCCAUUUUCAGAUCAUUUUCACAGUUGGAGUUGCUAAAGGUAAUUGAAACACUUCAAUUUUUAAAAUCUACAUUUCACUUUGAUGGUUACUUAAUUUUUAUUUUUUUAUCAUGUCUUCUUUGUAUUCUAAUUUUUAUUUUUAAUUUUUGAAUAGGUUGCCGAGACCCGAUUUGCAUCCAACACAAUCGUCUUGAGGCGACUUGUGAAGGUGCGACAGCCACUUGCUAGCAUGGUAAUUAGUCCAAGUUGGUCCCUAUGGAGGCAAUCCAAUACUAAAAGGGCAGCAAAUGUAAAGCGCAUGAUCCUAGAUGACACUUGGUGGGAUCGAGUGGAAUAUCUUUUGAGUUUCACUGAGCCCAUCAUGAGUAUGAUCCGUUAUACUGACAUGGAUCACCCAUGUUUGGGAGAGGUAUAUGAUGGCAUUGACUUGAUGAUUGAGAAAAUGAAAGCCAUCAUCAAUGCAAAAGAGCAAGAUCCCGAAGAAACUUUCUUCAAAGAGGUUCAAUCAAUUUGUGUUGAGCGGUGGAACAAAAUGACCACCCCACUACAUCUUCUUGCAUUUGCAUUGACUCCCAAAUUUUAUAGUGAUGAAAUGCUUGCUAAGCCAUCAAGGGUACCACCAUAUAGAGAUUCAGAAGUCAAUGAAGGGUGUAGGACAGCACUUACUAAACUCUUCCCAGAUUCUGAAAUGGAGGAUUUAAUGACAAGUGAGUUUGCUGAUUUUGUAGCCUCCAAUGGUCAAAGUGUUUCCGCUCUCCGUGACAAGUAUAAAAAGGAUUCUCAUGCUUGGUGGUACCUCAAUGGCCAUACAUCACCAAACCUUCAAACUCUUGCAAUCAAAGUUUUAUCGCAAGUUGCUAGUUCCUCUUCAUCUGAGCGAAAUUGAAGCACAUACUCCUUUAUCCACUCAGUGAAAUGCAACCGACUGGCAGCAAGUAAGGCAGAAGAGCUUGUUUAUGUGCAUUCAAACUUGCGCCUUCUUACUCAUAAACAAAAUGAGUAUAAGGAUGGGAGCACAAAGUUUUGGGAUGUAGAUCCAGAGCGAACUGAUUUGGAUUUUUCAGUUGCCACACAAUCUUUACUUUCUGGGGAGUCUGAUAGCCAAUGUGCUACUAGUGCAAGUGGCAGUGAGGCUGCAUGUGGUUCCAGUACUCUACCUACAUCAUCUAAUGUCAAUGAUGAUGUUGAUCUUGAUCUUCCUAGUGACCCAUAUGAUGCUAUUGCUGAUUAUUAGUUGUGUUAUUUUAUUGUUGAACGGUUGAGCCAGUGAACAAUGAAUUCGAUAUCUAUCAUAACAUUCAAAGU